Manduca sexta (tobacco hornworm) is the source of this 7944-nucleotide messenger RNA. RefSeq names its product protein toll. NCBI's taxonomy places the organism in Eukaryota, Metazoa, Arthropoda, Insecta, Lepidoptera, Sphingidae. The record is from RefSeq and is a predicted model, not a curated record. Gene Ontology annotation, cellular component: membrane. Gene Ontology annotation, molecular function: transmembrane signaling receptor activity; protein binding. The coding region runs from base 259 to 3180 and encodes 973 amino acids. The transcript is spliced from 9 exons. Gene Ontology annotation, biological process: toll-like receptor signaling pathway; innate immune response.
UGUGUGGUUUAAUUUAGUAACGCGAUGUCAAAAUGACUCUGUAGAUGAGUAUACCUCCGUGCGUCACUCGAGUGAAAUUCCAUCGGUACAAAAUUAGCUUCAAGUACUAAGCGGUCUUGCCCGUCCUCUACAGUGAAAAUAUUUGCACAGCUGAAACAACAGGUCCACUGAGGACGAUUGUCUUCUCAGAAUCUAGAGACGAAUUUUCUUUCUCAACACAAUGAAAUCACACGAAAGUGAUGACUGUGAGAUAGCAGCAUGCGGUCACUAUGGCUGACGCUGACGCUGGCUCUGACGCUGACGUGGACGCGGACGUCAGCUCUGUGUCCCAAGGCCUGCCAAUGCGGCAGCGGUGACGAGCUAGAGUACUCGUGCAAGCUGGCUGGUGGUAAAGUCACCAUCACCGCGACGCUGCGAGAUAACUUCAAUAUUGAUUGCGAGGGCGGCGCUCUCACAUGCUCCGACUUCCCGUCCCUGCCCAUCGCGGGGAACCGCUCCCUAUAUUCCCUCUCUAUCCGGGAGUGCUCAUUACCGGAUCCCCUCUCCUGUAUAGCGCGAAAGUUGGACGCGACCGGAGUGAACCUGCUGCUGCUAAGAAAUGUAUCGACUCCGCUAGAGAAAGUGCAUGUGGAGGGGCUUGGGAUUGAGAAGUUGUACUUGUAUAGUGCGGAAGCCCAAAGCUCAAUACCCUCAGAAGCCAUCUCGUCCCUCCCGUCGCUGCGUUACUUCCGGCUGUGCGGUGGUGACGUCACGCUCACCGGACAGGACUUCCGGCACGCGCCCCCCCUCACCUACCUCGAGCUGGGCACGGACCAGAUCACCACACUGCCAGCGGACGCGUUCCAAGGGCUGGCGCAGUUGAAGACUCUGAAUAUUUGGGGGAAUAAUAUUAGUGAGAUACAUGAGGAUGCGCUCAGAGGUCUGUCGCAGCUGGAGUCUCUGUUCGUGAGCGCGGCGCGCGCGCGCUCGCUGCCGGCGCGGCUGCUGGCGCGCGCGCCCGCGCUGCACGCGCUCGCGCUCGAGCGGAGCCGGCUCGGCGCGCUGCCCGCCGAGCUGCUGCGCGGACUCACGCAGCUGCAGCAGGUGACCAUCUCAAACGACGCUCCCCUGACCCUAGAACCGCUAACAUUCGCGAACCUCCCCAUCACUUCUCUAAAACUGGACCAGGCGUCCCUCUCGGCCCUCCCGCCCUCCCUCCUCGUCAACUGCACCUCUCUAGUGAACCUCACACUCACGCGCAACAAGUUACAACACAUACCGGAUAUGUUCGAAGGAUUAAUAUCUCUGGAAAGGUUGGACCUGAGCUAUAACAGAAUAAGAAAUAUCUCCAGUAAACUGUUUCUGGGGCUGAAGGCGCUGAAGGAGUUGAAGAUGGACGCGAAUUUGAUCGAGGAGUUGCCCGAGGAGUUGUUCUCGGGGCUGCGCCACCUGGAGUCGUUGUCUAUGAACUCGAACCGCCUGCAGUACAUCGCGCCGGGCGCCUUCCGGGGCGCGUCACUGCGCCACGUGUCCCUCGCGCGCAACGAGCUCUCCCUCGCCGCGCCGCGCGCCGGCUACCGCGACCUCGAGCUCUACUCGCCGCUCAACAACCAGCUCAAACUCCGCACGCUGAUACUGAGCGAUAACAAGAUAUCGACGAUGUUCUACGACUGGCGGAACGUGCUGCUCGACCUGGUCGAGCUGGACUUGAAGCGGAACAGCUUCGAGGAGCUCACCCCCGCUGACGUGCAGUUCCUGAGCUCUCAAAUCACAGUAGACCUCCGAUACAACAACAUCUCCACCAUCAUUCUGACCCCAGGGUACCCGCAAGGGUCACACGACCUUGACCCUUCCGAGACCUCAGCCUCGAUACUGCUGGACGGGAAUCCGCUCCACUGCGACUGUAGACUCUACAUGCUAGCGAAAAGACUCCGCGGAGACCGACCGUUCACAGCCGAGCCAUCUCUCAUACUAGAUGAGACUAUAUGUGUCUCGCCGCCGAGUCUUCAAGGACUCGAGUUCAACAAGAUACCGCUAGACGAGUUCGUGUGUGACGUCGAGUGUUCCUGUCAAUGUCAGAUCAGACCUUUCAUAGAUGCCCUGGACUUGAUCUGCAACAACGGCAGUAAUAUUCCAGACCCCAGCGAAUAUGGAGUCUCUCACUCGAUACUGAAAUUGCGUCACUUGCCCAAAAACUUGAGUGCUUUGCCAGAAUAUGUGAGUGUUUUAAAUCUGACUGAUUUAGGACUUGAGAAGGUCCCUGAGGUGCCUAAAACUGUAGAAUUGGUGGAUUUGACCAAUAAUAAACUGCAAGAGUUUCCGAUCGAGUUACUAACAACGAAUAUAUCUUUAAAAUUGUCUGGGAAUAUGUUUGUUUGUGACUGCAGUACUGUGAGGGAAAUAGCUUUGAUGAAUAAACAUCACGAUCAGAUAAUCGACUGGCAAACAUUGAAGUGUAAUGAUGGCUCAUAUCUCUGGCGUUUGGAAGUAGAGAAGCUGUGUUUGGUCCAACGCGCGACCAUUUUGGGCAGCGUGUUGGCCACUGUUGGCCUCGUGUUGGCCAUAUUGGCCGUCAUCAUGCACCGGUACUCCGUAGAGAUCAGGAUAUUCCUCUCAAACCGCGGCCUCUGUUGCUUCGUCGACGAAUACGACGCGACGAAAAAAUACGAUAUAUUCGUCUCUUUCGCGCACGAAGACGAAGCUUUCGUCAUCGACAAGUUGUUGCCGAAAUUGGAAGUGAAUUAUAAAGUGUGCGUCCACCAUCGAGAUUGGCGAGUGGGCGACUUGAUACCGACACAGAUUGCGAGGUCGGUGGAAGAGUCGAGACGCACCCUUAUAGUAUUGUCUCGACACUUCCUCGCGUCCACUUGGGGUAUGCUGGAGUUCCGCGCUGCGCAUGUGCAAGCCGCCAAGGAGAGGAAGGUCAGAGUGGUCGUACUUCUUCUAGAAGACAUUUCUGAUAUAGAAAUAGAAUCGGAAUUAAGGGCUUAUUUGACCACAAACACUUAUAUAAAAUGGGGAGAUCAGUGGUUUUGGGAGAAGUUGCAAUACGCUCUUCCGAGGCGAGCGAAGGCGGAAGACGUGCGAAGUGAGAAGCGAGCGAAGAUAGCGGCGGAUAAUAUGGCGAAAGGCGGGUUGCAGGUCACGUUAACACCUGACGGGAAGUUGGUCAAUACUGCCAUGAAUAAGAUUGUUAUUUGAAUUUUGAAAAUUGUCUGUUUUCUGAUGUGAGGUAAAAUACCCUACAUUUUGGAAAAUUAUCCCACUUUGUGGUAGUCGGGUAAAAAUUUACAAAGAGUACAGCUUUCUUUUUGGAAAUUACGCCUCUAACGUAGGCGGGUAAAAUACCUUAUAUCUGGGGGAAGUAAAAGUUACCCCUCUUUGAUGUAGUUGGGUGAGACGGAGUGAGGGCAUCUGCCCCGCUUUGGAUUCAACAUAAGUACAUUUGCGUGUAAUAAUAUCAACCCAGAUAUACUGUCCCACUGCUGCACGGGCCUUCUCUACUACUGAGAGAGGCCUUAGUCCACCACGCUGUAGUGCGGAUUGGUAGACUUCACACACCUUCGAAAUUUCUAUAGAGAACUUCUCAGAUGUGCAGGUUUUCUCACGAUGUUUUACUUCACCGUUAAAGCACGCGAUAAUUCACAAACACACACAACUUUAGAAAAGUCAGAGGUGUGUGACCUUGGUAUUUGAACCUGCGGACAUUCUUCUCGGCAGUCCGUUCCACACCCAACUAGGCUAUCGCCGCUUAUUACUUGUGCAAUGUGUAAAUUGGUUAGCAUUAUGCCAUCAGUUGCUCAGGUGUGAGUACAUACUUGAGUACAUGAAUCUCAAAUGCAGCUUAAAUAUGCUUUAGUAUAAGUGGAAUUCUAUUCGUUCUUUUACUGUGAAUUUGGUUUUGUUUGACCGUCUCCUGAAUCUGACAACUUUAGUGAAAUUUCCACCGAUAGUACCUUUAUCGUACCCUUAACGUGUAAUAAAUGUGUGCAAGUCGCCAAGGGGGGGCGGGGAGGGGCAGCUGUCCCCCUAGAGAUUUUAAAAAAGUUGCCCAAAGUAAAGCAACCAAAGUUCUAAGUCUUUCACUUGACACAAUGAUGGCCAAUUACGCUCUCCUCCUAUGUUAUUGAUUAAUUGUGUGGUGGGGGGAGGGGGGGGCAGUGGUGGAGGAACACGUGCUCUCGUCUUUAUCUACAAUUCAUACUUUUCUCAUUCUCCAAAUCAACUUGCCCUCGCCCCGGGCUAUCGGCUGACGACGCUCUUGAAUGUGACAAAUUAUCAAAAUAUCUAGAAUUAAAAAGGCCCCUUAACUUUACCAUAGACGGCCAUAUGAAACAUUAAAAAAGAACGAAACAAAUUCCACAUUUGUAAUAGUUUUGAGCCAUUUAUUGUAUAUAAUAUUAGUUUUUGUUUUAUGUAUUUUUAAAGCAUGCAAUGCUGCCUGCCCUUUUAGGGUACAAGUAAUGUUUUAGUUUGUAAGUAAUAUCGUAGUUUCGGUCAAGGAGCCAACGGAAUUUCGGCAGCGUACAAUAUAAACAUUUCAAUAUAUGAAUUAUAGCAAUAUAAAAGGGAAAUAUUUUAAUUCCCUUUACUUGCAAUAACACAAUUUAUAUUUAAACAAUAUAAUAUGACAAUAACAUUUUGUUUAUAAUUUAUAUAAGAUCUUUUGAAAUGAAUAUCAGCUAGAGAUAUAAUUGUAAUAUUUACUUAAGUAAGUUUCUUACGUAAAAUAUUUAUGAAAAAAAAAUACUGACUUAAGCAGCCUUUAAAGCUGGUUACAGUAAAAUUUCGUAACAAAUAUCUUACGUGUAAAACUUACGUAAGAAACUUACGCAAGAAAAACUUACACAAAACUUUACCUUACGGCCAUGUUUCACGAAAAGUAAACUUUGAUUAUUCUAAAACUGGCUGAUAAUAUCAUAGACUGGAAAAUAAGCAAUAUAUACCUGAUAUUAUUUUAUAUUGUAACAACUACCACCUAGGAAAGUAGACGGGUCUAACUUGAUGGAAAAGUCAGCACUCAAUAUAUUCAGGAGAAGGAAAACAAUUAUUAAAAAAAAUUGCUUCGUAACAAAUAUACGAAAUGUUCAAUUUAAUUUACCCAACGAGUUCAUGUUUUUUGUGUAACUUACGAAACAAUGUUCAAUGCAAAUUAAAAAAUAUUUUGCGUAAGUUUUUGCAAUAACUCCUUAUAUAUAAAUGACGAAAUAUUUGAAACUCCUCAGAUAUUUUAAAUGACUUAAUGUUUUCUAUUCUCUUUCUACAUUUAUUUUUUAUUUACCAUCAGUUUUAAGGCUGUCAAUCUUGAACAAUAGAUUCGAAUCUCAGGCCAAGAUAGCGUACCAAUGUUAAAAAAACUGUGAUUAUAGUUCGUGCUCGAUACGGCGCGGCGUUAGGCGUGCCACAUGAGCGAGAAGUUCUUCAGUUGUACAUCUGCCUACCUCUUAGAUAAAAGGCGUGUAUUUUCCUGAGAAAAUGAAAAUAUAAACCGCAAUAAAACAGGACAAAUAGUUUAAUUUUAAUGUCUAACAUUCGCGUAAACAUAAGAAACUAUUUCCUGAAUAUAUUAGUGCAUUGAAUUAUUGAAAUGUUGGAGUUUAUGUGCCUUUUACAACGGAAGUGACGUAAUUUACGCCGCCAUUUUAGACACCAUGACGUAUUACUUCGUAAUAAACACUUAAGCCUCGUUAAGACGGAGCAAUUAUUACUAGCAAUGGCAAUAAAUAAAAUACUUUAUUUAUCACGUAAGCGAACAAAGUUGCACUUAUGAUACGUCAAAACAAAGCAUAACAAUAAUUAUUAUUAUUUCUAAACAACUAUUAAAAUUACUUACAUAACUAUGGACAUUUUAAAUUAGGGAUAAAAUUUAUAAUGAAUACAAGGUACAAACCGAAGUAACCAGCUCGUGCUGGCAAGUAGGGGGAAAAUGGUUAGACUGUCAUUGUUUAAACCAGGCGCAUGCGCAUGUACAGACGAGGCAACUUUUUAUGUCUUAAAAAAUCGCACGUGCGAGUCAACAUAAUUGCUCCAUUUAAAUUAGGCUUUAAUUGUCGAAAAUUUACAGUACGCGGCGUAACUACGUAGCAAGGUAUACGACUGUGGGAUUAAUAUUGUAAUAGUUUAAGAUUAUAUGAGCCUUUGUAUAUUUUACGUCUUCCGUUUAUUUUGCCUAAGGGCUUGUUCACAUUUUUUUCUUUAUAUAAAGUAAGUAAAAAAAAAUACCUUGUCGAAUGUAUAUCGAUGGUUGAAAAGCUGAUUAACAUAAGCGAUAUUUUUUUUUCAAACAUUUUUAGGUUAAAAACAAAAAAAGAGCUAAAUUUAAAUAUGCAUGAAAAAUAGAAAAUAGUGCUGAUUUUAAAUAUGUAUGUAACCUAGUGUCGCAAUAAAAUGUCGCUUUAGUCAGUUAAUGUUGCAUUGUGUUUUUGUUGCGUUAAAACAAUUUGUAAAUGCGUGUGUACGGGCCCUUAUGUCGUUUAAUAUAUUAGACGUAGGUUAAGUGAGACGAUAAUUGUAAUACGACCCAUGGAGAGUCAGACCCGCCGCCACACCUCGUGUAGAAUAAUUUGAGUUAAUAGGGUAUUUGACUCAUUUAUUUAUAACUUUUAUAAAAUAUGUACGUCGUAUAAAAAUAAUUUUAACAAAAAAUUAAACCGUCUUCAAAAACCACUCGAAACCAAAAAAUAAUUUCACAUAACAGGUAUAUAUUGUAUACCAAUUUUGGAGUCAGUGCCUAAUUAAAAUUGCUGGUUAAGCUAGAUAAAUACUUUAACAAAUAAACAUUCACGUCGAAUUGAUAGCCUCCUCCUUUUUUUGAAGUCGGUUAAUAAAUUCUAAAUCAGAAGAAAUCAGCUAAAAGAACGCCAUUGAAUUUAGAUAGCAGGGGUAAGUGUCAAAGAUAAGAAAGGGCCGAAAUACUGGCAUGUGACGUCAUCGGGAAUAAGGAUGCGUACGAAAGAAAGAGAUAGAGAGAUAUCCCCACUCCUGGACAUAGCAAUAUUAGAAACUUGAAUUACUGCCUCAUUUGUUAUCGAAUUUUAAUGCUGUUUUCACAGAAGGAUUUCUAUUUUGUACUUAUUGCUGUUACAUAUAAAAUCAAACAGUCAAAUACCUUAUUGAUAUUAAAAGAUCAUUUCUAAAAACCAAUUGGGGGUUUGAAGAUGGUAUUAUGUAGUGAUUGAAGAACAACGGAUAGCUAUUCAACAUCGACGUAUGAACGGCUUUUUGACUUCAGGAUUUUUUUUUACAGAAAAAAAUGUUGAUUUCAAAUAUGUAUAAAACUGGAAUGUCGCAAAAAUAUGCAUUAUGCAUUUUAGCUGUCAGUAUGUUAUUAAAACUAGACUCCACUUGUAUAAUGGUGCUCCCACACUGUAGUACACAAACAUAUAACAUUCAAAUAAAAUAUUGCAAUAAAAAUAGUUUAUUACAGAAUGUUAUUCUGCCGUGCUAAGCUCAAAAGCGAUCUCAAAAAAAAUCAAAAUCUUGAUUUUUAGUCAUCAGAUAGUUUAAAGAAAUACCCAUCCAAUGAACUUAUCUAAAUAACGGUAUCUUGUUUAGAACUUGUUAAGAAAACCUUAGAAGAGUUUCUCUAUCUCAGUUUUACAUACAAAAAUAUAUACUGCACUUAUGGUGCAGCCAAUUGUUUAUUGUUAUGUAUUAAUAUGUUCAUGCUGCGACAGCCUGUAAUUAAUACAGCACUGCAGCAAUUACUUACGGAAUUGUUAAAAAAAACUAUGUAUGAUGUAUGUUUUGUUGGCUGUUCAAAUAAAUAAAAAUAUAUUCACAAAACUACGAUUAUCUAGAAAUAAUGUUUGCCUGAUACCGCUUUUGCACUUAGCACGGCAGUAUAUCACUCUUCGUGAAGUGCUCUUUAUAAUGUAAGAAGAAUGUGAGCUGUACGCGGCCAGGGCGCGGGUCGUGACGUCACGCUAGUCACCACUGUACCUACGUAAUAUACAAUGUAUGAUA